ACUAAUUGCCAAACAGCAACAGAAGCAUUUACGAUUCUGGUUAAUGGCCAGUGUUUAACACGCAGGAAACUAAAACACGACAGCAAAGCUAUAAAGAUUUGAGAACAUUAAAAAAACAUUUGUGGGAUAUGAUAGGUAUUUAGUUCAGUUAUGUUUGAAAUAAUUAGGCACACUGAAAAUUAUAUCCAAUGUUUGUAAAAUGUUUCUACAUUCUUGUCCCGAGCAAAGGUCAUAUUCCUUUACUUGAAAAGUAUUCAAAAAUAAUAAUUUUAUCAAUUACAAUCAAAACAUUUUUAUAAUUUUGGUCGUGUGAUUAAGAUCGCCGACUCCAUGUCAUUUGGCUGUAAACGAUUAUGGUUCGAUAUCCGUCAAAGUCUUUGGAUUCUUUUGUGUGAGGAAGAUGCCGAGGUAGCUUACGGAAGGUCUGCGGGUUUCUCAUGUGCCUGCCUAUGUCUGAAUUCAUGUAUGAGGCGCACCUAAGGUCCUCUACCACCAGAAAACCUUAAAAGUGUCGGUGUGACUGGAAUCCAACUAGAAAUAAAACAACAAAGUACUUGUUUCUUUACAGAGGAAAAUGGAUGCAAUGUGGGGCAAGAUAAAAACAACUAACGAGGAAAAAGUUAGAGAAAAAUGUGAGAAUACAUUGCAUAAUUUGUCUAUGAAGUAUCUUGGCAAGAAUAUAGAGAAUGGAGAAUAUAAAAAAGCAGGUGGUCAUCGAAGAUACAAGCGCGAUAUGGAAAGAAUCAAAGAUGAAUACGUCGGUGUGCUAAGAGACUUCAAGGAGAACGAGAUCCUAUCUACAUGGUAUGGAUUUGUAGAAAGUAUGACUCAAACUGAAGCCGAAAUAGUUGAAGCUGAUGAAAAUAUGUCACAGCAGGAGAAAGAAGCUGAGCAAAAACGAAACCAAGAAAAACUCGAAGAAUUAUCGAAGAAACAACAGAAAGCUCAUGAUGAUGCGUUAAAACAACAACGACAAGAUUUGGCAAAUCAUUACGAAAAGUUAGAAAAAGAUCGCCGUGAACAGGAAGCAAAAGAUCAAGAAAAGUAUAAAUCAAUGGUGACAGAAAGGUUGGAGAAGGAAGCAGCGCAAAAAGAAGUUGAACAAUUACAAAAGCAACAAGAAGAUGCAAAAAAGGAAGCUGAACGCCUAAGUAAGGAACGAGAAGAAGCUCAAAAUGAGGCUGAUGUGUUAAAAGACAAAGAAAUAAAGAGGAAGCAAAAGUGGUUUGGUGCAAGAAUGUGGAAUGCGCUUCGGAAGAAGGACUGAACCAUAAACAUAUUUAUUUCUUUGACAUGCUGAGGAUAUGUUCAGUUAAUAUAUACCCAUGUGUUAUUUUGUAGAAGAAAUCCAUUUUAUUUAACUUUGCUUUGCUGUGUCAUAAUUACAUGUGGUAUUGCUUUAUUAAACGUGUGUUUACCUAAUUAUAAUUCAAUAUUCAAGUUACCCAAGAUGAAGAAUUUAUAACAUUUUGUAGCUAUAUUACAUUGCAUGCAAUAUGGAAAAUAUCAUUAUUCUGGUUGUUUACGUUUUCACACAAUAUGACUUAAAUGUGUGUUCCUAUAUAAACCAAGUGACCAAAAUAAUUAUUGUUGACCAAAGAGGCAUGAAUAAUAAUGAAAUACUAAAGGCAAUGUUUCAUGCUAAAUACCUCUCUACACCGACAAUCUUAAAUGCGAUUGCCUGAAUAAGUUUUUAUUAACUUAGUGAUCCUUUAUAUUUGCAAAUUGGGCAUGAGUAAUAUAAAUUCUUCAGGUCCACAAAGCAAUGUUAAAUGAAAAAUAUCCAAGCUUUUGGUAAUUUACUUUCACACUAUACUGCAUGCCAAAACCUCUGCGUAUUGUAGUUUCCUACAAUAAGACUUAAAUUUGGUGUCUUUAUGCAAAAUAAAAAAAAGACUUGUCAGUAGCUUUAUUACAAUAUGUAGGACUUCUGCAUGCAAUGGAAUUAAAAAGCAAGUAUGAACAAUUA
Ruditapes philippinarum (Manila clam) is the source of this 1969-nucleotide messenger RNA. RefSeq lists its product as uncharacterized. The transcript is spliced from 3 exons. Bases 575 to 1267 code for a protein of 230 amino acids. Lineage: Eukaryota; Metazoa; Mollusca; Bivalvia; Venerida; Veneridae. The record is from RefSeq and is a predicted model, not a curated record. Gene Ontology annotation, molecular function: GTPase activity; GTP binding.